AUGGAAGACAUUCGUUUAAUAUCAGCAUCACCACCAUUAUCAUCAUCAUCAUCAUCAUCAAUAUUGAAACCAAUUUGUUCAUCUUUAACUGGUUCAUUAACAAAUAAUAGACAACGAAUAGAUUCAGCAACUGUUAUACAACAAUCUGAUGUAUCAUCAUCAAGACCAGCUUUAUUAGCUGAUGAUGCAUUAGGACCACUUCUUUUUGAAGCUCUUGAUGGAUUUUUCUUUACAAUAAAUCAUAAUUGUGAACUUGAUUUUGUAAGCGAUAAUGUUGGACAGUAUUUAAAAUUUUCUCAAGAAGAACUUGCUGGACGAAAUUUGUAUCAUUGUGUACAUCCGAGUGAUGUUAGCGAGUUUAGCAAAGCUUGGGCAAAAAAAGAUGCCGGUGAUUCUUUAGCUCCAACGGUUAAUAUUGAACAACAAAAUGGUCAAUCACGUGGACGUACAUUCCUAUGUCGAAUGCGAACAAAUGAUGAAACUUCUCCAUAUGUAACAAUGAUUGUAUCAGUUGCUCUUCAUCGUGAUUCAUCUGGUAAUGAUAAAACAUUUUUGAUAUGUAUUGCUCGUCGACCACCAUUAAAUGAACUUAAAGAUAAGCCAGCUUUACUUGGUUUUGAUCAAUUUUCAUCACGAAUUAAUUUGCAAUUUGAUAUUGAAAAUUUAGAUUCAAGCCAUAUGAAAUGUGAAACAAUCGAUAUGAAUUUUAUGGGAAAAAAUUUUCGAGAUUAUGUUUAUGUUAAUGAUAUUCCUUUAAUUAAUCGACAUUUUCAAGAAGUUAUUGAAAAAGGUGAAUCAAAAAGUGGUGUAUAUCGUUUUUGUUUACAUGAUGAUAUAUAUGCUUUUGUUAAUACUUACAGUAAAUUAUUUUCUAAUACAACAACUGGUAAAUCAGAAUCAAUUAUGUCUACUCAUACAAUAGUUCGUCUAAUUGAUAAUAUAAAUGAUUUAAAUGGAAAUGCUUCAACACGUUUAAUGAAAUCAAUAAUAACAUUAAAUCGUGAUUUACAAAAAAAUAAACAACAAUCAUCAACAAAUAAAAUUCUUACACAAUCACAAUCACCAGCACGAACAUCAACACCACCAAUAGGUACACAAUUUGCAUUAACUAUGUUAGGUAUGCAUAAAAAUGCAUCUGAUUCUUUACAACAACAUGUAUCAAGUACAUUGGGAACACUUCUUCAAGUACAACAUUCUUUAUCAGCACCAAUAUCUAGUCCUAAUGAUAAAGUUCAACAACAACAAUUAAAUGUUCCAUCACCACCAACACCACGAAUAAAUGCCCAAAAAUCUUCUACAUUUGAUAAUGUUUCUUCAUCGAAUAAAGUAGAAUUUGGUAGUAAACGAACAUCAUUUAGUCCUUCAUUAAGUUCCGCUCAUUCCAGUCAUGGUAGUGUUUCAUCACCUGUUAAUUCUUUUGAUUUACUUUUUACAUCUGUAUCACCAUCAAAUGAUUUAAAUCAUUUUUUACCAUCAUGUUCACCCGUUAAUAAAAAACCUUCAUCACCAUUACAAUUAUUAGAUCCAACAUCGUUACUUUUUGCAAAUAAUGAUAUAUAUACAACAGCAUCAAGUCCAUUAACAACACCAACAACUCAAUCAUCACGUAGUUCAACACGUUUAAGACAAUUACUUGCAACUAAAUCACCAUCAUCAACAACAAUACCAAGUCCACAUUAUCAUAAUGAUACAAAAACUCAUACAAAUACAUUUGAUGAUCUUAUACAAGUUGCUGAAAGUCCAACAACAACACAUGUAUCACCAUUACCUAAUGAUAUACCAUCACCAAUAAAACGUUCAAGAAGUCAUAGUCAAACAAAUGGAAUAUCAAAUAAUACAAAUAAUGUAGCUGAUAUACUUCUUAAACAAAUUUUAGGACGACAACCACCACCAACAACAACAAAAAUAUCAUCAACACCAAAUCUAUCUGAUGUUCCAACAUUAGAAACAAAUUCAACAUGGUCAUCACCUUUGUCUGUACCAUCAAUAAAAACAGAACUUAAUACUAUUGAUGAUAAUACACUCACCGGACCAACAACAAAUACAACUAGUGCUACUAAUAAAUUACGUAGCGAUAUUUUUCUUCGAACAUUGCUCAAUGAUGAAGUACGUCCACAAAAAGUUGUUGUUGAAGCUCCAUUUGUUUAUAAUUCACGACAUAAAACAAAUCAACGUACAUCAAAUAGUGCAAAUCAAUUACUUGGAAAUAAUACGAAAACACUUGGUAAUAAUGGACGUUCAACAUUAAAAGGUCAAUUAUCAUUACCAAUAAAUAAUUUAUCAGAUAAUACAAAUAUAUGGGAUCAAAAAUCUAAGAGAAAACAACGACAACAUUCAAAUAGUUUUGGUAGUCGAAAUAAUCCUAUGACAACAACAACAACAACGACACCAUCACAACCAAGAAGACCUGGACGACCAAAACGAGAUCAAACCGAUUAUCUUCUAUCAAAUCCUCAAUCAACAUUAUCGGAUAAUUCACUUGAUUCAUUAUAUGAUUCAUCGACAAAUAUUGAACAAUCAUCAUCAAUCAAUCAAUCAUCACCAAUUGUACUUCGUCGUACAACACGAAAAUUGUCAGCGUCAACAAAUUCAAAACGUCCUAUUGAUAAUGAUGAUCAAUUACAACAUCCAAGAAAAUAUCCAAAAUUACUUACACAAGUUAUUAAAGAUGGUAUCAAAUUUGAAUGUCAAGAUCAAUCAAUCAUUUCACCAUCAGCAGCAAUUGCUGCUACACGUCCACUUAAUCAACCAUCUCAACCAACUAUUAAAAUUGAACCGGACACAUUUGAUCGUAAUCAUCUAUUAAAUAAAACUCCACCACCAUCAUUAAAACGAUCAACAAAUAAUUCAACAUCAACAAGUUCUCAAUCAACAUUAUUACGUUCAUUAAUUCGUUCACCACAAACUCCAUCAUUAACAACCAAAAAAGAUGCACCAUUAUAUGAUCUUUUACAAAAUCUUGAUUCAAAUGAUUCAUCUAUAUUUUCAACUCUAAAUUCAACUUCAACACCAUCAACAACACCAAUAAAUAAUAAUAAUAAUAAUAAUAAUAAUAAUAAUAAUAAUAAUAAUACUUCAAUUGAUCCACUUGAACAAUAUCUUACUCCAGAAUUAUCACAAUCAACAUCAACAACAAAAAAUUCUUCAUCUAAAGAUGAUUAUCUUGCUGCCUUAUUAAGUUCUGAUCCUCAACAACCAAAUGAAAUAUCAUUUAUUCCAAUAAAUAAACAACAACAACAACAACAACAACAACAAACACCAAUAUUAACACGAUCAUCAUCAACAUCGAGUGAUAGUAGUCGUAUAGCAGCUCUUGUUAAUGAUUUAUUUAAUUCAGCAACAAAUGCAACAACAGUAAAUAAUUCAAAUGAUGAUUUCUUAUCAUUAUUAGACAAUAAAGAGAUUUUCGAGUGUUUAAGUGAUCCGACAACAAUUGAUUCAAUACUUUCACAAAAUUCUACAAGUGCUAUGGAAUCAUCAUAUUCAUCAACAACACCUAAUCGUAGUGAAAAAGAUGAAAAAGCGAUUAGUGAAAUCUAUAAAACACUUGUUACUUCAUUUAAUCCCGGUUCGUCUUCACUCGAUUUACCUGUUGAUAAUAGUCCUUUCAGCUCUAUCACCGGUGACUUUUUAUUAGCUGAAAAUUCUACUAUGUCAAUACCACCAAAUCGAACAGUUAAUACUGAUCCAUCUAUGACAAUGUAUCGACAACAACCAACAACAUAUUCAUAUCAAAGUCCUCAACAACAACAAUCAUCAACGACAAAUCCUUCACAAUUUUCUGAUUGUCUUUCAAUGGAUAUGAUGGAUACUAAUUCUUUUCCACCAAAUAAAUCUUUAUCACCAAUUAAUAAUUCUUAUUCAUUACCACCAUCAUCAACAACAAAUACAACAACACAUAUGGAAACAAAUCCUAUGAUAAUGUAUUCUCAAAAAACACCAACACAUAUUCAACAUCAUCAAGCACAAAAUCAAAUGUCUAAUCUAUUUUAUCGUCAAACAUCUCAAUCUACACAACAACCUAUGUAUAAUAAUUUUAUUCAACCACCACCACCACCACCAAAUCAAGUUGCUCCUGGUUAUUAUUCAAUGCAACAACAACUAUCACCACAACAGCGAAUACCAUCAUCUAAUCAUUCAUCACCAUUAAAUAAACGACAAACAUUAAUUCAUCACCAACGAACACCACAACAAAAUAAUCCACAACUUCAAUUACACAUGUCAAUGAAUGUGACUUUGCCACAUAUGACACCAAAUCAACAACAACCACAGCAAGCACAGCAACAGCAACAUCGACCUAUGAUGAAUACAUACAAUGAUUUAAUGAUGCCCAAUGGUAAUGGUCCAACAUUACAACAAGAUUUUCAUCGACUUUCACCAUCAUUAUUAAAUAAUAAUACACUUGAUCUUCCAUAUAAUCAUGAUAUUUUUAUGUCACCAUCACCAUCACGAUCACCACAUCCACAACAAUUAACACAAAAUCGUCAUAUGACUGUAAUGCAAACCCAGCAACAAUCAUCAGUUUCUCCUUCUCCGCCUCCUCCUCCUCCACAAGCCACUAACCAUCAGCCAUAUUCUAAUAUGAGUGUGGCUCUAUCGGCGACCAUACAACAAAAUUCGCAUAAUUCAAACAAUCUCAUGAAUCCAUCAAUACCAAAUUUAACACCUGCUGAAUGUCGUCAAUCAGAAGAAUUAAAUAAUCAAAUGAUGAAUUGUUUAAGUUUUCAAGCAGGUCGAUCUACAAGUGAAUUUGUACGUAAACAAUUACAAAAUACAAUUCAUGGACGACAAAAACCAGCCGGUGGAAAAGAUAUGUCAGGAGCAACAGCACAGAAAAUGAUAAAUUCGUCAAAUCUUGAUUCUAAUCAAAAAGGGGCCUAUUUUCGAAAUAAAUUAUCAUCUCAAUUAUCCACUCCAUCAUUACAAACAACUAUAAGAUCACAACAGCAACAACAACAAUAA
Messenger RNA from Rotaria sordida, 4962 nucleotides. The record is from the annotation of a GenBank genome assembly. NCBI's taxonomy places the organism in Eukaryota, Metazoa, Rotifera, Eurotatoria, Philodinida, Philodinidae.